GUCCUUCAGAAUGCCUGAAUAAAUAUUGAUCAAAACCUGGAAGCAAAAACUAAAAGAAGACAGUUUUAUUUUCUCCCUCGUGUUGGACGACGCGCAGAGCACCUCCUAUAUUAUUUAUUGUUUUCAGAAACAAUCUAAAAAUCCUUGGAUGUUUUAGGGACAAGUCAGCUCCAGGAGAAAAGUUAAUUUGCAGAUAAUUCCAUUUUAUACAUUUUAUUUUAAUUAAUAUGCACUAAAAUUUGUUGGGUUAUUUCUUCAACCCAGUUACUGGGUUAUUCAUGUUGGGUUGUUAUUCUGGGUUAUAAAUUCAGAGAUGUACUCAUAUAUUUUUUUAGCCCAAGUUUUUGACUGGAUUAUUUGUCUGCGAGUAGGUUAACCCAAUAAUUGGGUUAAGUUCCCACUCCAGUAAGUGGCAGGAGUGCGCUUUGAAAUUUGCUGGUCAAACAAUGAGAAAACCGGAAAAGGAGGAUGCUUAGGCGGGAAACAAAAAUGAGCAGUUUACAGUCACUGAGCGAGAAAAGUUGCCAGAGUGCUUUUCUCUUACUUUUGGUCCCUGAUUUCUUCACAUUCCUUUAAUUCGUCUUUGUCUUGUGGCCAACACUAGCUUAAACACUAGCUUAAACACUAGCUUAAACGUUUGCACCACUACUGACGUUCACUUGCCCGCCAUUAGUACACGAGGAUUGCUAACUUGCUAAUUAGCAAAUGUGGCUCUUUUUCAAAAGGUUGGGUUAUUUUAACCCUUAAAAUGUUUUUUUUUCACCUAUAAACACAUCAACCCAAAAUUUGGGUUGAUGAAAAUAACCCAAAUAUUUUGGUUAAAAAAUAGCCCAAGAUGGGGUUUUUUGACCCAAGGGUUUUGUGUGUAGCACCAGUCAAAAAUAUUAGCUAUUUCUAUCAUAAAUUAAUUUUAUCUGUCUUUGCAAAUGAACUCUUCAUCUCUUUCUCCAUCCUGACCUUCACCUCUGAAUCUUCAUAAGAACUUUGAACCCAGUGCGCAUGCGUGAACGCUCCAUCCAAUGUACGCGCUUCCAGGUGCUGCUUGAGUUAAAUACAGAGAAGCCUAAAGCAAAUUUAUACAUUGCUCUACUUUAAUUUAAGAGUUCUGAUGUGUGUAAAUUGUGCACAUUUAUGAUUGUGUUGAACAGAUCUGUGUGCGCAUGCCUACCGACGUUGGUUUGGUACGAGGAAAGUUUGGAGACGUGAACUUUUACGCACAGUUUAGGAUCCGUUUCGGGGAGGUUAGCAGGGGCGUGGUGUGCCUCCGGACAGGCUGAUGACUCUGGAUUCACUCACGCAUGGUCACACAAUGUGACAGUCCAGACAUGGCUGGAAACGGGAGGCAGCCCCAUCUCCGACUCCAAACCGCCUCCAAAAACUAACAAAGAGCAGCUUUUACGCGCCCAACUCCAGCGGGCCCGGGACGGCGCCGGGAAAGUUUGUGGGACAUCAUUUAGAGUUUGUUGAGCUGUCAGAGAGGAGACCGGCGGGGCUGGGUUCAGUCUCCGCAGGAGGUCCAGGCUGUCCAGCGAUGGCACCGGGGAUGGCGGACGGAUUUGGUCUCCGGGUUUAAUUAUGAUAUCUCCGUUUUAAAGGUAUCAUCCAAUCUGUUGAUUCUAGUCGAUGGAUUUAUUACCUUCAAGAGAAGAAAAUUUCACCUCUACUUUCUCCACAGGCUAGAAGCUUUGAAGCAUGGGUGACUGGAGUUUUCUGGGCCGGCUGUUGGAGAAUGCUCAGGAGCACUCGACGGUCAUCGGCAAGGUCUGGCUGACUGUCCUCUUCAUCUUCAGGAUCCUGGUGCUGGGGGCUGCCGCCGAGGAGGUGUGGGGCGACGAGCAGUCCGACUUCACCUGUAACACCCAGCAGCCUGGUUGUGAGAAUGUCUGCUACGAUGAAGCCUUCCCCAUCUCGCACAUCCGAUUCUGGGUGCUGCAGAUCAUCUUCGUGUCCACGCCAACGCUCAUCUACCUGGGCCACGUGCUACACAUCGUCCGCAUGGAGGAGAAGCGCAAAGAGAAGGAGGAGGAGAUGCGCAAAGCCAACCGCAUCCAGGAGGAGAAAGAACUCCUUUAUAAAAAUCGCGGCGAUGCUGGAGGAGGUGGCAGGAAGGAGAAGCAACCAAUCAGGGACGAGCACGGAAAGAUCCGUAUCAGAGGUGCACUGCUGCGCACCUACGUGUUCAAUAUUAUUUUCAAGACCCUGUUUGAAGUGGGUUUCAUUUUGGGCCAGUAUUUCCUUUAUGGCUUCCAGCUGAGGCCCCUGUACAAAUGUGCACGUUGGCCGUGCCCCAACACCGUUGACUGCUUCAUAUCCAGACCCACUGAAAAGACCAUUUUUAUUUUAUUCAUGCUUGUGGUGGCUUGCGUGUCUCUUUUGCUGAAUUUACUAGAGAUCUAUCACCUCGGAUGGAAGAAGGUUAAACAGGGUGUGACGAAUGAGUUUGCCCCUGAUGAAGAGUUGCUGCAUCGCGUCAACCCUGCAGAGCCUGAGUGUUUGGCCUCCGCCCCCAGAACUGCCCCAUCCAGCCUCAGCUACCCUCCUAAUUACAUCGAUGUGGCAGCAGGCAGUGGGGCUUUUCUGCCCCCCAUCAGGCCAGCAGCUUUGGCCACGGUGGGCGACAUCCAGCAGGACGAGUCCCUUCACCAGUCCUCAUCAUCUUCCCACUACUACAUCAGCAACAACAACCACAAACUGGCCACGCAGCAGAACUGGGCCAACCUGGCCACCGAGCAGCAGACUCGGGAGAUGAAGGCCACGACCCCCUCACCAUCCUCUUCUUCCUCUGCCAACAAUGAAAAUGAGCUGCAGCCCACCGCCAGCGCUGCUCUGCUCCUUCCUACCAGCAAACCCCCCAAUGGCAGCAACGUAGGCACCGCCUCCAAGGAAGGUCCCAUCACCACUACGGCGGAGAUGCACGAACCCCCGCUACCAGUCAGCACGGACCCUCGGAGGCUCAGUCGGGCCAGCAAGAGCAGCAGCAUCAGGGCCAGGCCGAGCGACCUGGCCAUCUAACCUCCAUGACCCUACGUAAAACAACUCACUAUCCUCACACACACACACUUAGAGAGAAAAUUUCAAAAAGGGACCCAGAAAACCUGAGUUCUAGAGAAGAGAAAGGACAAUAAAACAUCCCAAAGUUCAGAUCCCCCACAAUUCUUUGCACCUGCCUCCGUCAGUGUUGCUUUCACACAACUUAAGCUAAAGAAAGACACACUCUCUAAGAUGCUGCUCUAAAAAAUCUAGACGACAUGAAGCAAACGUGCCACAGCGGCCAUGUUGACUUGUGAGCAAACACCCAAAAAUCCAACAGAGAAUCUUUAGGAGUUCCGCAGUUUUUAUUGUCACAUUUUACGUGCUUCUUUAUUGGUUUUACUCUGAAAGCGCUAUUUUUUUAAUAACCUGAAUGGAUUUUUCCCCUUUAAAUUGCCUAUUUGUAGUAGUCAGUUCGUAACUGAGAAGCAUCUCUUACUAUUAAAUGAAGUUGAAAACGACUGCUGCUACUCGUGUCACAACUGGAACGCUUUAGAUGUGUUUAACACGAUGCUUUGAUGCUUUUAGAUCCCAGAGAUCCAGCUGAGCUCAGCAGCAGCAGCGGUUCUGUGUCUGCGGCGCGUCGCUGUUCGGUUCCGUCGUUCACCACGGGCACGUUUCACCUCUCAUUUCCGCCUGUGAGCCCAACGCUGAGGCAGAGCUGAAUUAUGGGAUAGCUUUCAUUUGCAUAGCACAACAUCACAACGAGGAGUUAACACGCCCGUGCACACUUUCAUAACAACAUCAUUCCUGCAGCUAAAUCAGCAUUUUACUUUGGUUCUUAGAAUUAAGAACAAUGCUAAAUAAUGUCAUUUAUCAUGUGUCUUUCUGUUGUUGCUUGGAGGACAUUUAAAACAAAUAAACACAAAAAUGACAACGCCCACACAUUUUGUUCAAAAGUCUGCAUCUAUUUUCCAUUCCAGAUGUUUACAUCUCAUUAGUUGCUAAAUAUUUGCACAUUUAGAAAGAAAUUUGUUUAUUUAAAUUGUGAUAUUGGUGGUGUUGGGGGGGGGGGGGGCAGAAUGUGACGUAAACCUGAUCCCCUCUGAAGGGAAGAAGAUAAAGUCUUAAAAACAAAGAGCUGUGGUUCUGAAGAAGGAGCUCUUCGUCUCCAAAUCUGAUGAUGAAAAGUGAAAAAAGCUGAGGCGCUUUUUUAGUUUUUCCAGUUCCUGUGUUCCCACAAAUCCCUCUGGACUGCGGUUAGACGUCACAACGGACAAGUCCGCUGCUGAGAAAGCGUUAGCCUUAGCCGGCCCUUUCCUAACCUCUGCAGACCCGACAGGAUGUUGCAUCCGAAGCGUGUCGUUCCUCCUGUUUCAUGCAGAGCAUGAUUUCUUUGGCUCACCAGAGUCCCAUCUCACGACUUUGCUGUCUUAAACCAGAAAAGUGCCUUGUGUCUGAAUGAUUCUACUGUAUAAAAAAACAUAAAAAACAAGUUGAUGUAAAUGUUAAUUUACCUCAAAUGUUUACAAAACUGUUACUAAAUAAAUUUU
This is a messenger RNA of Nothobranchius furzeri (turquoise killifish), 4523 nucleotides long. RefSeq names its product gap junction protein, alpha 3 (gene gja3). Lineage: Eukaryota; Metazoa; Chordata; Actinopteri; Cyprinodontiformes; Nothobranchiidae. Gene Ontology annotation, biological process: cell-cell signaling. Gene Ontology annotation, cellular component: connexin complex. Gene Ontology annotation, molecular function: gap junction channel activity. The record is from RefSeq and is a predicted model, not a curated record.